CAAAACACUCCACGUGACGCCUGACGCCAAUGAAGCGUCAUAGAUGUCGGGUUUGCAUUUUUCCAAACUGGCACCAAUCGAGGUUUAAUAAGCGAUGCCAUCUCUUCUCUUAGCCUCACUCUGCAACUGCAUUUUGGCGUGUGACACUGAGCGGUGUAGGAAGACUUCUCGUAAACAUCAUGACUUUCAUGCAAGCCUUGUGCUUCGUUCUGUUGGUUGGUUUGGCCGCGGCAUUUCAACCAGACUGCCCCAAGUGUCCUCCGAUGUGGACUUUCUACAAUGGCAACUGCUACCGUUUGUUCGGCACUGGUAAGACCUUCGCUGAAGCUGAGAAGUACUGCCAGCAGUUCGCUCAAGUCGGCCAGGGUCAUGUGGCGUCCAUAACCAGUGCUGAGGAGAAUAAUCUGCUCCUCACGAUGUGGAAGUCGGCCAGUGAACCCAAAAAAAUGGGUGCACUGUGGAUCGGCUUUACUGACAAGGCAGGGGAAGGGAACUUCAUCUGGACGGAUGGAUCACCGGUCGGUUUCACAGCAUGGAGCGAUGGCAAACCCAAUUACGGCUCCGGUCAGCCGUGUGCUCACAUGCGGUACAAUUAUGCCGCAUGGAAUGACGCCCAAUGCGACAAUGUGUGGCCACACAUCUGCAAGAUGGCAACUACAGACUAAAUUGACCCUACGAUGGACAGCCACAGAGAUGCGUCAGAACAUAUUUGCCACAUCAACCCUGAAGCUCUUAACAACGAUACCAAGUCAACGUCAUCGGCUAUGAUAUCACCAAACAGUGAAAAAGAAAUCGUUUCAAUAAACCCAAUUCGCAUCUUAGUUGCUUCAACGUUUACGAACCUGCUGCAUGCUUUCAAGUUUAACGUUUAGUGUUUAGCUUUGAGCGUUUUAUCAGGUGUCCAGUUGAAUAGUGAGAAGAAUAUGGAUGAACUAAUCUGCCGAUGUUCUCAAGCUGCACUACAGGGUAAGUCAAAAAAGCGGAACCCAAACCCCAUAAAAUAUAUUUUAUAUUUAAAAAAAUAUGUAGCACCAAAAAUAAUAAUGAAUGGAGAGACACUUUCAUAAGCUACUUUGAGAUAAAAAAAAAUAAAUGCUCAAUCCGUUUAAAGAAUAUCGCCAUUUAAACACAGUGACUCUAAAACUUGUCUCGUCCAAAAAGGCAAUUCAUUGCGUGUUUUGGCUGUUUGGAACAACAAAGAAAAUGACACAGAAUACUUGUUUCACCAACUGUCACCAACUCUAGUACACAAUAUCUUCAUUAACAACCCCGGUUAGGCAAACAAUAUGAUUUAUAAAAUCUUCUUUUUCAAAGGACGGGCCUGCAAACGGAUUCUGUUUAAUAUUUUUAACGUUUAAACUGAGAUUUUAUCGCUGGUGAUGUUUGAAGACAAUUGAGACGACGAUUCUUGAAAUCGCAUUUUUUGGACGAGAUUGGUUUAAGGGUCAUUGUAUUUAAAUGGUGAUAUUUUCUGAACAGAUGGACCAAUUUUAGUCAUCUUUUCAUCUAAAAGUACCUUAUGAGAUUGGCUUUCCAGUCAUUAUUGUUUUGGUGCUACAUUUUGUUUUUUUAAAUGAAGUAUAAUUUUUGGGGGUUGGGUCCGCUUUUUUGACUCACCCUGUACUAUACGCCAAUGACAUUAUUAAGGAAACAACGAACUGGAACGUGUCUCAAAUCUACAACAAAGAAAUUUUCAAUUCAAAUCCGAUUUCUCACGUUUCUCAACAGAAAUAGAAAGCUUGACUUUACUGGAUACCUCUUUUUAAACUUUAUAUAAUAAUUUACUCUUGAUUUUUUCUCUACAACUUCGUUCUUAUAUAUUUAUUUGUUUCCGUUUAAUUUUCAACUUCUUGUUCAUUUGUACGUACUGGUAGAGGGGAUUUGUUUCAGUUAAUUUUGCCGUCAAAGUACAAUAAGAACACUCAAAAGCUCAGAUGUUGAUGGACUAAUGAAAAACUAAUUGCAUCAGUAAAAUAAAACAUCCGGAUAAUUUUACAUAUCACAGACUAAACUAAGGUUAAGCGGUAGUCAAGAAUCGGAAAAGCGGAAAUAGUCAGAAUCGUUUGGUCUGGGAGCCAGACUACUAUGCUGAUAUUCUUAAUGGUGAUGUAUUGCCCGGGAGCAGAAGCCCAAUUGAUCGCUUGGCAUACUGACUAAACAAAAAGGCAUAUUCAAAUCGGUUCAUUCAUUUUCUGUUUGUUAUAAAACGACAGAGGGCACUCGCUGCUGUCGAAUUACUCGUUAGCCAA
Patiria miniata (bat star) is the source of this 2249-nucleotide messenger RNA. Its product is annotated as alpha-N-acetylgalactosamine-specific lectin-like. Gene Ontology annotation, molecular function: signaling receptor activity. The transcript has a single exon. The record is from RefSeq and is a predicted model, not a curated record. The coding region runs from base 180 to 665 and encodes 161 amino acids. NCBI's taxonomy places the organism in Eukaryota, Metazoa, Echinodermata, Asteroidea, Valvatida, Asterinidae.